AUGAGGGAGAUCGUGUACAUACAGGCAGGCCACUGUGGCAGCCAGAUUGGAGGAAGAGGAUGGUUUUUGGGAAAUCUAAGCGAUGAGCACAACAUUGACGGCCCUGGCAACUACUAUGGAGAAAGUAGCGUACAGCUGCAGAGAGUCGAGGUGUAUUACAAUGAGGCAGCUGCCAACAAAUAUGUUCCUCGGGCCAUCAUGGGGGACCUAGAGGCAGGUACCUUAGACUCAGUAAGAUCGGAACCAUAG
This is a messenger RNA of Dipodomys spectabilis (banner-tailed kangaroo rat), 249 nucleotides long. Its product is annotated as tubulin beta-4B chain-like. The record is from RefSeq and is a predicted model, not a curated record. Bases 1 to 249 code for a protein of 82 amino acids. Lineage: Eukaryota; Metazoa; Chordata; Mammalia; Rodentia; Heteromyidae. Gene Ontology annotation, biological process: neuron migration; mitotic cell cycle; microtubule cytoskeleton organization. The transcript is spliced from 4 exons. Gene Ontology annotation, cellular component: cytoplasm; microtubule. Gene Ontology annotation, molecular function: GTP binding; structural constituent of cytoskeleton.